Triticum aestivum (bread wheat) is the source of this 632-nucleotide messenger RNA. Its product is annotated as probable protein phosphatase 2C 37. Gene Ontology annotation, molecular function: protein serine/threonine phosphatase activity. Gene Ontology annotation, biological process: protein dephosphorylation. Lineage: Eukaryota; Viridiplantae; Streptophyta; Magnoliopsida; Poales; Poaceae. The coding region runs from base 1 to 420 and encodes 139 amino acids. The record is from RefSeq and is a predicted model, not a curated record. The transcript has 2 exons.
AUGCAGCUGGACCGACCGGAGGAGAUGGCGCGUGUCACGGCGGCGGGCGGUGUGGUGUUCAACUACGGCGGGGUGCUCCGCGUGCAGGGGAUCCUUGCCAAGACGCGCGCGCUAGGGCACACGCUCCUCAAGCCUGAAGUGAUAUGUGAGCCAGAAAUUACCAUAACUGCGAGGUCGGAGGAUGAUGAUUUCAUGAUCCUUGCAAGCGAUGGAUUGUGGGAUGUGAUGUCAAACACGGUGGCCUGCAGCGAAACCUGGAAAUGCUUAGAAGAUAAGAGCACCAAUGUUGGCACAAUGGUAGGCCGCGAAGAAGAGGUUCGGUGUAUAUGCGCUGCAUUCCACCUCACGGAUCUCGCCUUCCGUAUGCAUAGCCGAGAUGACAUCUGUGUGGUUGUGAUUGUUCUAAAGAUGAGGGGUUAGCUACAAAGAUCAGAUCACCAUCUCUACAAGUUACAAAUUUGACCUGAUAGGAAUUCAGAUCUAUGCAAUCAUGGCAAAGCUGUGUUGAUUGGGAUCUUAGCUCUCUAGCUAGUCGGUUGGUUUUAUUCAAUAAAAAGAGUCUGCAGAAUAACUGGUAAUAUGGAUGGAUAAAUAAUUGCCAUGGAUUGAAAAUAGAGUGUGAUUGUGUGGAA